Messenger RNA from Phalacrocorax carbo (great cormorant), 971 nucleotides. Lineage: Eukaryota; Metazoa; Chordata; Aves; Suliformes; Phalacrocoracidae. The record is from RefSeq and is a predicted model, not a curated record.
CCCGCCGGGGCAGGCCGGAAGGGGCGGAGCCUGCAGGUGCCUCCCGGAAGCGGGAGCCGGACAGCUUCCGGUCCGCGGUCACGGGCGGUGAUGGCGGGGCUGCCCCGCACGCUCGGCAUCUUCGGUGGCUUCGUGGUCGUGGUGGGGGCGGCUUUUUACCCCAUCUAUUUCCGGCCGCUCCUGCUGCCGGAGGAGUACAUACUCUUUGUUCGAGUUAUCGGCCCGCACGUGGUUAAGAGCACCGGCGAGUUGUCCUCUGCAGCGAAUAGGAUUCAGCUGCAGUUAAAAGAAGUUACGAUCCGAGGGCUGGAGCACCUCUCCUGUGAGCAAAUGCUGAGAGAGUUGGGGUUGGUCAGGCUGGAGAAGAGAAGUCUCUGCGGAGACCUUAAGAGAAAGAACAGUCAGUAAACCGAGCUGGUAUUGUUCAAGAGGAUAUUCAGCCUGCAGGGUUAAAAGUAUGGUCUGAUCCAUUUGGAAGAAAGUAAAGUUGCCGGCUGGGUGUAUUGCAAGGCAAAACUGAAGAUGGACAUCUUCAGCCAUUUCUUCUUUCACUGAAGCGUGUCUUUGGGUGUCGCUGGAGAAGAAUUCUGAAUAUGCUGUGUGGGCACAUGAGGAACAACAGAUGCUACUGGUUGGAAUCUCAAGAGAUAAAAACAUGCUAGUUUUGACAGAGGAUGCUGGGGCAUAGCGCACAGACCGUUAGAGCGCUGAAUGAUUCUUGAGUUUAGCAGUGAGAUAUUUAUUUGCUUGAGAAAAGGGAAGAGGUAUUUUUGUGGUUAAUCUGUAAACACUUGUAGAAUAAAUUAUGGCUAGAAUAAAUCAUGCAGACCACUGCAGUUUCCUCCCUAUUUUGAGAAUUAAUUUUUGUGGUUUUAUUAUGAAAACAUGAUAGAAGUAUAUACGGAGAGAUCUGUGCAGAAAACAUAACGUAGUGUAAAUUUGUACAUUAAAAUUUCUUCCUUUUAAACCAA